UGCACACAAGGAUUGCUGUUGGCUUCAAGACACGAGCACCUGUGACCAGGACCCACGCACCAACCAGAAUUUCCACACAUGCAGACAGCAGAGGAGCAUCUGCUACUUACACCAGCCCCAGAACUUUGGUCCCAGCAUAAUGAUGAAUGACUUCUCAGACCAACACCUGCUCUCCAGUUUGGCUCAUAGAAAUCCAUAUUCUCAAGGUCUGAAGAUGAUUUUGAUGACAUCAGUAGAUACUGAGUAUGCUCUGGCCAGCUGGCGAAAGAGGCAGGAUAAGUCCUGGCUGUACAUUUACUGUACAAACAUGGCAGUAUUCUUCAGCCCUUCCCCUGAUGGGGGGGCUGAAAUGAACCUUGACGGAGAGCCUCAGAUGAAACUUAAAGAAAUCAUACGGGGACUACAAGCUGAACUACAAGAACACAAACUGAAUUUCCGUGAUCUGGAAGAAAAGUUCAUCUUAUGUCAAACUACCUUGUAUACCCUUGCCAACCAGUUCCAAAAAUAUCGGAGUGGUGCAGAGGAGGAGAGUGGAAAAGAACAGGAAUUACUGGCUCCCAGUCUGAGACAAGCCCCACAGGAGGAGAAAGAAAUCCUGCAGGACGUAUUGAAUGAGGGCUGUAACACUUGCCCCAGUCACUCUGAAUCAUCAGAUAUCCACCAGCCCCCCUGCUUCAGUGCUGAUCUCUUGGAACACCAUGACAAUGAGGACAAUGAUAAAGAAGAGUCACUUUAUUUCAGCUGGCUCAGCAGUCUCAGCAGUGACCUGCAGGAAGAGGAAGAGAAUGACCUCCAGCUGGAUGAAAAACAUUUUCGGUACUCUGGUCAUCCUGAUUCAUGUGACACACAAGAACUUGUCAGAAGCUCUGUGUUCCCAUCACAUGAGCCAAAAGUCAGCUGUACUGUGGAUGGAACCAGUGAGUACUUUUAUCCUAAUUCAGUUGAAUGCAACUUGUCUCCCUGGUAAAUCACAAAUUCUCUGCACUCAACUCCACUAUCUAGGCUGAGACAUAUGCCUGCAGAGCCAGGAGACCC
Marmota monax (woodchuck) is the source of this 1035-nucleotide messenger RNA. RefSeq names its product neuroblastoma breakpoint family member 6-like protein. The transcript has 7 exons. The record is from RefSeq and is a predicted model, not a curated record. Bases 140 to 967 code for a protein of 275 amino acids. NCBI's taxonomy places the organism in Eukaryota, Metazoa, Chordata, Mammalia, Rodentia, Sciuridae.